UAAAAUGUUAUUUUUUAUGCAAAAUUGAAUAUUUUCAUUCGCCAAUACAUCGAUUUAUUUUAACGUAUAUUUAUGUAUGUAUGUAAGUAUAGAUAUAGAUACUAUACUACCAGAGUACCUGUUGCAUAUCCACGUGCUUAAAAACAACUACCUUUUGCCUGCAUGUGGAACUCCGUAUCUAAGUAGAUCAAUUGGCAGUUCGCGAACAGCAGGCAGUAAUAAAUCUAGGACUGACGUUUUAGUGGACAGACGCAAAACUCGAAAGGCACAAAUUUUGAAAGAAAUUCGGCAUUUCAGAAAAAGUGUAAAAUUGCUUAUACCAAAACUACCCUUUGCUCGUCUAGUUAAAGAAAUUAUGAUAGAUUUAUUUCCUAGAAGUGAUGUAAGCAGAGUACAACCAUCUGCACUUGAAGCACUGCAAGAAGCUGCUGAAGCAUAUCUAGUUCAAUUCUUUGAAGAUUGUGUAUUAUUGUCACAGCAUGGAAAGCGUGUGACUCUUCAAAUUCAAGAUAUGAUUUUAAUGAGACGACUCAGAGGAAGAGAUGAUAUUAUAAAUAAAUGAAGUAAUUUCGCUAUUAGGCUUGAUAAUUUUAUUGUAUAUUUAUAAUAUAUUUUGUAUAUUUGUAUAUUUAAUAGUACCUGAUAUAACUACUUUAAAUAUUCUACUAAUUUUAUUAAGGAUACGAAUUGUUUCAUACUAUGAAGGCUACAGCAUUGUUUUUACUUUUUAUGAAUUGUUUUAUUGUAUGUUUAAUAAUUUGAAUAUAUAUCAUUGGAUAAUACUAAUUAAUAAAAAAGGAGAAAUAAUAUUGAUUGUUAUAUAUUAUUAUUAUGUAUUAAAAUUGGAAUAUUCUUGACAAAUUCACUGUAUUCUUAUCUGGCAUGGUAUUUAGUAUAAUGUUCAUGACACUAAGAAUUGUGGAGUGUUUGAUAACAAAUUAAACUUGUAAUGGUUUGUUCAAUAAAAUUUAUUUUAUGGGAAACAAACUUUUGAUAAAAUUCUUACGUUUACUUUACGAAACUUUGGUAAAAUAUACAUUUCUUGAUUCUUCGGCAGGAUCUUAGAAUAGUACAUAUCGAAGCUUCGUAAGGUUUACUUCGUACGGAUUUUGUUCGAAUUUUCUACGUAUGUAACGUAACAUCAGUUAAACGUGAUACAGUAAAAACGGUUAUUAAACAAUAAAAUAUAACGUAACAGGUUGUUACGAUAAAAUUUCUUUUAUUAUUUCGUACGGGUUAGCUGCCAUCACUCGCAACAUCUUUCGCAAAUGGAACAUUAUAUUACGAUAUCCUAAAAAAACCGACUAAAAAAUAGUAUUACAAAUAACAAUGCUACCUAUCUACGCGUUUAUAACAUAUGUAUAUC
Molecule: messenger RNA, 1366 nt
Organism: Bombus pyrosoma
Lineage: Eukaryota; Metazoa; Arthropoda; Insecta; Hymenoptera; Apidae
Product: histone H3.1/H3.2-like
Exons: 4
Coding region: 77-562 (161 amino acids)
Cellular component (GO): nucleosome
Molecular function (GO): structural constituent of chromatin; protein heterodimerization activity; DNA binding
Source: RefSeq, a predicted model, not a curated record